Molecule: messenger RNA, 465 nt
Organism: Eimeria acervulina
Lineage: Eukaryota; Apicomplexa; Conoidasida; Eucoccidiorida; Eimeriidae
Exons: 7
Coding region: 1-465 (154 amino acids)
Source: RefSeq, a predicted model, not a curated record
AUGGAACAACUUAGAGAAGAAUUCAAAGAUGGUGAAGUUCCUCAAGAACUUCUCAAGUACCGUGCGGAGAGCAACGAAGGGUUGAAUGGAGAGUGGAAAAUUCUCGAUGACCACCGUUCAGAUGGAUUAAAUGUAAUAACAAAUUUUUUCGGUUUAGACCCCAAAGACAGAGCAACCUGGGAGUGGUGCCUGCACAUCAGCUCUCCUCGCGUGUUUCCUCACCCUCCAAUUGAAAAGAUGGCCCCCGGAUGCUCUGAGGGGACAUUUCUAGCAGCAGAAAUUGACGGCAUUCUCUUUGCUAAAUAUCAAAUGGAAAGAGGCACACUGUACAUGACUCGAAUUCUAUUGAAAGAAGAUCCGGAGGGAAAGGAGACGGGCCCCAUUACAAUGGCUCAGUACUGCGUUGUCUCGAAGGAAGGCGAGAAGCACACACGUUCGAUAGUUCAGGGCUUAUGGGAGGGGUGA